Molecule: messenger RNA, 2733 nt
Organism: Myotis davidii
Lineage: Eukaryota; Metazoa; Chordata; Mammalia; Chiroptera; Vespertilionidae
Gene: PPP1R3C
Product: protein phosphatase 1 regulatory subunit 3C
Exons: 2
Coding region: 244-1197 (317 amino acids)
Biological process (GO): regulation of glycogen biosynthetic process
Cellular component (GO): protein phosphatase type 1 complex
Molecular function (GO): glycogen binding; protein phosphatase 1 binding
Source: RefSeq, a predicted model, not a curated record
GUGCGCACCCUGCAGGAGUCCAGCACCACGGCGGUCACGUACUCCGGAGAGGGCUCGCGCCCCAGCUGGGAGCUGGUUGGUCGCGGGAUCGGGCCACGUGGUCAGGAGCAGAUAAGGGGCCUCUUGGAAGCCGCACCCGCAAUCCACUGGAGCUACUGCCCAGCUGGGACAGCUGGGAGCGGGGCGCGAACUUGCACAGGCAGCCAGUGCCGAUCUCUCGGUCCGACGCCGCUUCUCUGCCUGAUGAGCUGCACCAGAAUGAUCCAGGUUUUAGAUCCACGGCCUUUGACAAGUUCAGUCGUGCCAGUGGAUGUGGCCAUGAGGCUCUGCUUGGCUCAUUCCCCACCUCUGAAGAAUUUCCUGGGGCCAUAUGAUGACCUCCAACGAAGAAAUUUUGUCAACAAAUUAAAGCCCCUGAAACCGUGUCUCAAUAUAAAACAGGAAGCCAAAUCACAGAAUGACUGGAAGAGUCCACACAACCAGGCCAAGAAACGGGUUGUGUUUGCAGAUUCCAAGGGCCUCUCCCUCACCGCCAUCCAUGUCUUCUCUGACCUCCCAGAAGAACCAGCGUGGGACCUCCAGUUUGAUCUCUUGGACCUUAAUGAUCUGUCCUCUGGUUUGAAGCUCCAUGAGGAGAAAAACUUGAUCUUAGACUUCCCUCAGCCUUCAAUCGAUUACUUGAGUUUUCGGAACCACUUCCAGAAGAAUUUUGUGUGUCUGGAGAACUGCUCCCUUCAGGAGCGAACAGUGACUGGGACUGUGAAGGUAAAAAAUGUGAGCUUCGAGAAGAAGGUCCAGAUCCGUAUUACUUUUGAUACUUGGAAAAACUACACCAAUGUGGACUGUGUCUACAUGAAAAAUGUGUAUGGUGGCUCAGAUAGUGACACCUUCUCGUUUGCCAUUGACUUACCCUCUGUCAUUCCAACUGAGGAAAAAAUUGAGUUCUGCAUUUCUUACCAGGCUAACGGGCAGGUCUUCUGGGACAACAAUGAGGGUCAGAAUUAUAGAAUUGUUCAUGUGCAAUGGAAACCUGAUGGCGUUCAGACACAGAUGGCAUCCCAGAACUGUGCCUUCUACCAGGUGCCCCCCAAGACUGAGUUAGAGUCAACAAUCUUUGGCAGUCCGAGGCUGGCCAGUGGGUUCUUCCCAGAAUGGCAGAGCUGGGGGAGAAUGGAGAACUUGGCCUCUUAUCGAUGAAUUAAGCAACCUAGUAAAUGGUGUGGACCUGUCAUAUUCCCCAUGUACUUCUAGGUCUAUAAUAUAAUGCUCAAUAUUAGGAAGUCUUUGCUACUUUCCUUCAGUAGGUUUAGGUUUGAGCUUUGAGACCUGGCUACAAAAAAAAGAUAGCCACUUGGAGAAUUUAGUGUUGGGGUCUAUAUGGAUGAUGCUGUCCAGUUUUGCUGUGGAGGAUCAAGUAAUAGCCUGGAAUCCCAUUUUUAUCAAAGCAAUACUUUUUCAAUGCCAUUUCUCCUUCCCUCUCAAUUCACUAGCUUUCACAUUGGGCAAGGAAAGGUUGAAGAAGGACAGUUGAUGGUGAAGGAAAGCUGUGUUAAUGGUAUGAGGAACGUCUGGUAAGGUGUUCACAAAGGACUCUUUGCUCGAGUCAGAGUAGGAGUGGGAGGUCUGAUACUUAACUGUUGGCGAGAAAUGUAAGAUUAUUUUGUGUUUUUAAGUUGGUUCUACAGUUCUCUCCUGGGGAAGUCAUUUGUAGAAGGGAGAAAAAGAUCCAGUCUAUGUGUUUUUGUGGAGAAGAACCAAACAAGCUUUAGAGGCGUUGGGAGGUAUUGAAGAAAGGUGAAUUAUAACUCUGGAGAAUCAAGAUUUUAAGUGAAGCCUUUCUAUUCAGACAUGAUUGAUCAAAAACCAUGAUUUGGGGAAGUUUAGGCAAAUCUGGUUUUGCAGUUGUAAUGUUAUAAGUGACCUUGUUUGUGAUCAAGGCAUCAUGCUUGGGUUCUCAGUAGAGAAUGCUGCUUAACCAAAAAACCAUGCCAUCACCAGUGGCUAACAACUUGUAGGGACUCUGUCAUGUCAAAGGUAGCUCUUUACAAGUGCCUUGAUUAAACCAGAAUAUUGUAGUUGCUUAACCCAAAUAUCUGAAGGGUCAUCCGAUAACUCACGAGUGCUUGGCCUCAUAAAAAGGCCCACUCUGUAUACUGGCAUUCCUCCUGCAAUGCUGUUGUGUCUUCGAGAGUGUUGUCAGUGUAUACAACUCACAUCCUUCAUAUUGAAGGUGACUUACGUUUCCACUACACUUUUUCAAUGUGAUGUUGGAAGUGAGGACUGACACUGAUUCUCAAUUCAAGAAUCCAGUACCUUGCACAUAAAAGUAGCAUUCUUUUUCUUGCCUGUAUUCGUCUUGUUGUUUUAAGUCUUUGUACCAAUUUCUUUGAAGUCAAAAUAUAUUUUUUAAGUGAAUGUGAAUUGUUUUGGAUGUGUUGUAAUAUAUUUGCUUAGAGGUAUGCAUAAAUACAUCCUGUAAGAUCUCAAGGACAGUAGUCCCUAAAUGUUUGCUUCCAUCACUUGUGCAUGUCCAUUGCGAGGUGUUCAGAGAAUGUAGUUAAUUUUAACACGUGUGAUCUGCCAUGCAAAGUGCUAUUGGAAUAACUCUGCUGUGACAGUAUUUGAAGUUUGGUUAGCACCCACAAUUUUUUCUACUCUACAUGUUUCACUCUACUAUAGCUAUCUUAGUGAACUUCUCACUUUAAGAAUAAAAGUAUUUGGUAUAAGAUCAAA